This is a messenger RNA of Cryptomeria japonica (Japanese cedar), 1763 nucleotides long. RefSeq names its product mitochondrial carrier protein CoAc2. Gene Ontology annotation, biological process: transmembrane transport. The coding region runs from base 273 to 1343 and encodes 356 amino acids. The transcript is spliced from 7 exons. Lineage: Eukaryota; Viridiplantae; Streptophyta; Pinopsida; Cupressales; Cupressaceae. The record is from RefSeq and is a predicted model, not a curated record.
UACUUGCAGGGAAGGAAGAUCAGUGAAAGGAAAGAGAUUAUAUCCAUUUUGAUUAAAACUCUUUUGGUCGCCGCAUAAUCCAUUGAAUUAUCCACGCUCAGCCGCCAACUGUUUCUUCAUAGAUUAAACUUGCAGCCUCUUUUUCGCCCCCUGCUGGUCACAUGGGGGCCAACAACUAUGUGAUCAACACUCAUACGAUCAGAUCUUUCUCCUUCAAACCAGCCUGACUGUGAUUCAAUCACGAGGCCCUUUAAAAAUUAUAACUGAAUUUCAUGAACAUGGGUUCCUCGCAGGAUCCCAGUCUAAUGUCAAAAACUGUUGAAAAAACCUCAUUAAUGGCAGAGAAUGAGGGAGCCAUUAAAGGGCUCUUUUUGGACCUGCCACUUUACAUGAAGGAGCUCAUUGCCGGAGGGGCUUCCGGUGCGGUUGCAAAAACAGCCGUGGCGCCCUUUGAGCGCAUUAAAAUUUUAUUUCAGACGAGGCGCGGAGAAUUUCAAUCACUGGGUAUAUGGAAAUCUUUUGGAAGGAUACUUCAGACCGAGGGCAUUGGUGGCCUUUACAGAGGAAACGGGGCUAGUGUUGCUAGAAUUGUCCCAUAUGCUGCUCUGCAUUUUAUGACAUAUGAACAAUACCGCCGCUGGAUCAUUAACUAUUAUCCUGGUGUUGGGACUGGUCCAAUUGUUGAUCUCUUGGCAGGUUCCUUGUCAGGAGGAACAGCAGUUAUGUGCACAUAUCCACUGGAUUUAGCUCGUACCAGGCUAGCAUAUCAGUUGACAGGAUCAUACAAAACACAUGUGGAUAAGAAAUUAAGGCAUGCUCAUUUUCAGCCAGCCUACAAAGGGAUGGUGGAUGUGUUUGCAAAUGUCUACAGGGAGAGUGGCUUACGCGGUCUCUACCGUGGAGUAGUUCCUUCUCUCUAUGGAAUUUUUCCAUAUGCGGGAUUAAAGUUCUAUGUGUUUGAGGAGCUGAAGAGACAUAUUCCUAAUGAGCAUGAAAAAUCUGUCUUGGCAAAGCUUGCUUGCGGAGCCUUGGCUGGUUUGAUGGGUCAGACAAUCACAUAUCCUCUGGAUGUCGUUAGACGACAGAUGCAGGUACAAACAUUAGCUGUCACCAAAGAUAGUGCCUCUUCUGUUCGGUCAAUGGAAAAUGAAUUCAAGGGAACAUGGGAUGGAUUGAUUACCAUUGUUCAAAGACAAGGUUGGAAGCAAUUGUUUUCUGGACUGAGCAUCAACUAUGUAAAGGUUGUUCCUACAGUAGCAAUUGGAUUUGCUGCUUAUGAUGGCAUGAAAUCUUUUCUUGGAAUUCCAUCUCGAGAAAAUGCUCAUAGUGGAAUUAAAGAAUAAGAGACUAUGCAAAGUCUCUUGUAUUUCAUUACCUUGACAAGGUCAUUCACUUGCUAUGUCUGGUCCAAUGAUUUUUGGAGAUGAUAUACUGUGCCUGACUACAAUCAGUCUGGAGAAAUGGGUUAUUGAGAUUGGACACUUGGCAAAAGAAAGGAUGCACCGAUAUGGAAGGUUACACUGACAAUAGCAAUGAUUCAAUUGAAGAAAUAUCUUACCACUCAUCCCUGUUCCUUUUGUUUUGUUAUAUCUUCAUUUUUUAAUUCUUUACACAGUUGUAAUCUUUAUCUAUGUGAACCAUAAACUGUAGGUUUCUUUGUGUAUAGCAUUUAAAAUAUCCUCAAACGGGGUAUUAUUCAUAUUCAAUUGUAAAACGAUUACUUGAUAAAAAAGAUUUGAAUGCAUUUUGUUAUUUUGCAGCAA